AUGAUUCUUCUUUGCGGCAUUGUCUUCAAGUCUAAGAUCAUUGUGGAAGUUUUUCAUGGGGAUCUGGAUCAGUCUCGAAGUCGCGAAGAAAACUGGACUAUUGCCAUUGGCUGCGGACAUAAUGCGACCAUAUUCGAUAAUCGGUUAGACAACAGUCAAGCAGUGGUUUUCACUGGAUUUACAACGGUGUUCAACCUCUUCAUUCCCGGAUUCAUCCAAAGAAUUCUUACCAGAAUAAUGCGACAGUUCACCGUGACGAACCCAGGUCUGGUUCUUCCCUUCCAUAUUCCUUAUCAUAAGGAAAGAAUCACUCUCAUACGUCAAGGCUUCGCGAAUACUGACGACCGUGACGGUCAACAUCUUUUACGUUGGAUUGGGAACGACCUUUCAAAAUGCCCUGAGCUGCGUGCGCUCCAGGAACUGUGGCAGAGCAAAUUCAAAGGCCCUCCUGCAAAUGAACUUAAGAGGAGGCCAAUCAGGAAAGGAACUGGCAAAGAUGGUAUCUUUCGCAGGAUAAUAUCAUCAUACCAGGUCCUUCGGCUUGCGAGAAUCGUCGUGAAUUCAGGAUUGCAACGGAAUUGGUCAUACACUACCGAUAUCAUGGCUUAUAUUAACAUGGGCGCAAUCGAAGCAAUUAUGCAGUUUGGCUUGACAGGGUCCACGGGCGAUCUCGAAUCAUACCUGUUUGCUAUCUCACACUUUUCUCGGCAGAAGAACCAGCAUCGACCAGCACUGUACCACGAUCAUCAAUUCGGUGACAGCCGUAUCACCACUGUUCGCAUGCGUGCAAGAGACUUCGGAUGCGCGCUCUGCGGCGUCUACAUAGCAGCCGAAACGAGUGCUAUCAUCGCCUUGCUUGCGAAAGUUAGGGUAGAAUACUCAGUAAUUGACCUCAGCUUGGACGUUCUUGGCUCGACAUUGAUGACCUGGGUGCUUAUCUGCAGGAAGCGAUAA
This is a messenger RNA of Suillus plorans, 954 nucleotides long. RefSeq lists its product as uncharacterized. The record is from RefSeq and is a predicted model, not a curated record. NCBI's taxonomy places the organism in Eukaryota, Fungi, Basidiomycota, Agaricomycetes, Boletales, Suillaceae. The transcript has 6 exons. Bases 1 to 954 code for a protein of 317 amino acids.